AAAAGAUUCCGAUACUACCUUAGUACUGCUCAAAUACGUCUACUGAAUCUGUGCUAUAAUAUAUCUGCCUUGGAUCCCGACGAUUAUGUUAGGUGCUGUAUAUCUAAUAUAGAAUAUAAUUUACCGGCUUUAAUUAGGUAUUCUAAGUACUAG
Bipolaris victoriae FI3 is the source of this 153-nucleotide messenger RNA. RefSeq lists its product as hypothetical. The record is from RefSeq and is a predicted model, not a curated record. NCBI's taxonomy places the organism in Eukaryota, Fungi, Ascomycota, Dothideomycetes, Pleosporales, Pleosporaceae. The annotation marks the transcript as partial. The transcript has a single exon.